Rhagoletis pomonella (apple maggot) is the source of this 8186-nucleotide messenger RNA. RefSeq names its product acetyl-CoA carboxylase (gene ACC). The transcript has 17 exons. Gene Ontology annotation, molecular function: acetyl-CoA carboxylase activity; metal ion binding; ATP binding. Lineage: Eukaryota; Metazoa; Arthropoda; Insecta; Diptera; Tephritidae. Bases 466 to 7548 code for a protein of 2360 amino acids. The record is from RefSeq and is a predicted model, not a curated record. Gene Ontology annotation, biological process: fatty acid biosynthetic process.
AAAUAAGUGUAAACACUACAGCUGAUUGGGGCGCACCACAACUAUUUUCACCUCGCGCAGCAAUAGUUGCUAUGUAAAAUGCUAACAAAUAAUAUAGAAAAAAUUACAGUGAGAAUUUUUGCUGAAACGUGCUUAAAUCAUUCGUACAUACAUAUUCGAAUUCAACGAAAUUAUACACCAGUAACGACGAUAUCGACAUUGCCAGUUACUCUUGGCACUUCGUGAAGUGUAGUUUAGCAUUUUUUUGUACUGAAAAACUACUGUCCACCUGCUGGCAUAUAUCGCAAUAGUAGAAUUUUAUAUAGAGCGCGUUAUUCGUGGCAAAAUAAGGACUAAGCAAAAAACAUUCAUACAUGAAAAAGUGGCCAAACAUCAAAGUGUUAAAAAUCCCGUUUUCCGGUUAAAUUGCAAUUAGUGUGGUUUAUUUAAUAAGCUCGUAUGUAUAUGAGCUUAUUGUGAUUUUGAAUGUCAUUGACUCUCCUAAAGUGGCUAUUUGAAAUGCUUAAAUCAACCAGACGUUUCACCAUCGGUGAACCAAACGAGGAUGAGUCCGUUUCGGAGAUACCAGAGCGUCCAAAAACUCCAGUUCCCAUCAUAUUGAUAGAUGAUGAAAACAAUGAAGACGAAUCGAGAAUACCUGACAUUGAAAUUGAGUGUGAUUCCGUCUAUGUUAAUGCCGCCGACGUUGCUAACAACAAUAAUGGCAUGACAUUGAGCUGUAACUUAUCUGAAACGAGUUUAUUCUUGGCGGAGGAACCGAGGACUAUAAAGCCGAGCAUGUCGCGUGGCACUGGGCUGGGGCAGGAUCGCUAUCAGGACCGUGAUUUUCACAUUGCCACACCGGAAGAGUUUGUCAAGAAGUUUGGUGGUACACGCGUUAUUAAUCGCAUAUUGAUCGCCAAUAACGGUAUUGCUGCCGUGAAGUGUAUGCGUUCGAUACGUCGUUGGUCCUAUGAAAUGUUCAAGAAUGAACGUGCUAUACGUUUUGUUGUGAUGGUCACACCAGAGGAUCUGAAGGCCAAUGCAGAAUACAUCAAGAUGGCUGAUCAUUAUGUUCCAGUGCCUGGUGGCUCCAAUAAUAAUAACUACGCCAAUGUUGAAUUGAUUAUUGACAUUGCACUACGGACUCAGGUUCAGGCUGUAUGGGCUGGUUGGGGUCAUGCUUCCGAGAAUCCGAAAUUGCCGGAGAUGUUGCACAAGCAAGGUCUAGUCUUUUUGGGCCCCCCGGAGCGUGCUAUGUGGGCGCUUGGUGAUAAAGUUGCUUCCUCAAUUGUUGCUCAGACCGCCGAAAUACCCACGCUGCCCUGGUCGGGUUCGGAGCUAAAGGCGCAGUACACUGGAAAGAAAAUAAAGAUUUCGAGUGAAUUAUUUCAACGUGGUUGCGUCAGUAACGCCGAAGAGGGUUUAGCAGCAGCCAAGAAAAUUGGCUUCCCGGCCAUGAUUAAAGCAUCUGAAGGUGGUGGUGGUAAAGGUAUUCGUCGCGUGGACACUGCCGACGAAUUCCCAGCACUUUUCCGUCAAGUACAAGCUGAAGUGCCCGGGUCACCUAUAUUCGUGAUGAAACUGGCACGCGGCGCUCGCCAUCUUGAAGUGCAGCUGCUUGCCGAUCAGUAUGGCAAUGCUAUCAGUUUAUUUGGGCGUGAUUGCUCCAUACAGCGUCGUCAUCAAAAGAUCAUUGAAGAAGCACCGGCGAUUAUUGCACAACCGGAGGUAUUUGAGGAUAUGGAGAAAGCUGCUGUGCGUCUAGCGAAAAUGGUGGGCUAUGUAAGUGCCGGUACUGUUGAGUACUUGUACGAGCCAGACGGUCAAUACUACUUUUUAGAAUUGAAUCCACGUCUGCAAGUGGAGCAUCCUUGCACAGAAAUGGUAUCAGAUGUGAAUUUGCCGGCUGCCCAAUUACAAAUUGGUAUGGGUGUGCCGCUAUAUCGUUUGAAAGACAUACGUCUGCUGUAUGGAGAAUCGCCUUGGGGUUCAUCGAUUAUUGAUUUUGAAACGCCGGUGAAUAAGCCGCAACCAUCAGGCCAUGUCAUUGCAGCACGUAUUACAUCGGAAAAUCCAGAUGAAGGUUUCAAGCCAAGCUCGGGUACUGUGCAGGAGCUAAAUUUCCGUUCGAGCAAAAAUGUCUGGGGUUAUUUCAGUGUUGCCGCAUCGGGUGGUUUGCACGAAUAUGCCGAUUCGCAGUUUGGGCACUGUUUCUCCUGGGGAGAAAAUCGACAACAAGCACGCGAGAAUCUUGUUAUUGCGCUGAAGGAGCUUUCGAUUCGUGGUGAUUUCCGCACUACUGUUGAAUAUCUGAUUACUCUGUUGGAAACCAAUAGUUUCUUGGACAACAGCAUUGAUACUGCCUGGCUGGAUGCAUUGAUUGCAGAGCGCGUACAAUCGGAUAAGCCCGAUAUACUGCUCGGUGUUGUUUGCGGCGCUUUGCACAUUGCCGAUCGUCAAAUCAGCGAAGCCUUCUCCAGCUUCAAGACUUCACUUGACAAAGGCCAGAUCCAAGCAGCCAACACGCUGACAAAUGUAAUCGAUGUAGAGUUGAUCAACGAUGGGCUGCGCUACAAGGUGCAGGCCGCCAAAAGUGGCGCAAACUCUUAUUUUCUGCUUAUGAAUAACUCCUACAAAGAAGUUGACAUUCACCGGCUGUCCGAUGGUGGUCUUUUGAUUUCAUUCGAAGGCGCAUCGUAUACCACUUAUAUGAAGGAAGAAGUGGAUCGCUAUCGUCUGAUAAUUGGUAAUCAAACAUGUGUCUUUGAAAAGGAAAAUGAUCCCUCGCUUUUGCGCAGUCCAUCCGCCGGCAAAUUGAUUAAUUUGUUGAUUGAAGAUGGCGCCCAUGUUUCCAAGGGACAAGCCUAUGUUGAGAUUGAGGUAAUGAAGAUGGUUAUGACGCUCACCUCCCAAGAAGCCGGCACUGUGUCGUUCUUGCGUCGUCCGGGUGCAGUGCUAGAGGCUGGUUCACUUCUGGGUCAUUUGGAAUUAGAUGAUCCAUCGUUGGUAACUAAAGCACAGCCAUACAAAAAUCCCUUCCCACAAUCGGACAACUCGCCAGUGCCUGAGAAGCUCAAUCGUGCGCACAACAUGUACAAAGCAAUUUUGGAGAAUACAUUGGCCGGUUACUGCCUCCCUGAGCCGUAUAACGCACAACGUUUGCGUGAUGUCAUCGAAAAGUUCAUGUCCAGCUUGCGCGAUGCUUCAUUGCCUCUGCUCGAAUUGCAGGAGGUGAUCGCCUCUAUAUCGGGCCGCAUACCUGUGUCUGUGGAGAAGAAGAUACGCAAAUUGAUGACGUUGUAUGAACGCAACAUAACCAGUGUGCUGGCACAAUUCCCAUCGCAACAAAUUGCCGCUGUCAUCGACAGUCAUGCUGCUACGCUGCAAAAACGUGCCGACCGCGACGUGUUCUUCCUAACCACUCAGAGUAUUGUACAGUUGGUGCAGCGCUAUCGCAACGGCAUUCGGGGACGCAUGAAGGCUGUCGUACAUGAAUUGUUGCGCCAAUACUAUGAAGUCGAAUCUCAGUUCCAACAUGGCAGCUAUGACAAGUGCGUGGGGUUGGUACGUGAGAACAGCAAGGACGAUAUGCAAAAGGUCGUCAACACCAUCUUUUCGCAUGCGCAAGUUUCGAAGAAGAAUUUGCUGGUGACGCUGCUCAUCGAUCAUUUAUGGUCAUUUGAGCCGGGCCUAACCGAUGAGCUCGCCAAUACACUGAGUGAGUUGACAUCGCUGAAUCGUGCCGAACAUUCGCGUGUCGCUUUGCGCUGCCGACAAGUGCUCAUUGCCGCACAUCAACCGGCUUACGAGUUACGUCACAACCAAAUGGAAUCCAUUUUCUUAUCGGCGGUGGAUAUGUACGGCCACGACUUCCAUCCGGAGAAUCUGCAGCGGCUUAUAUUGUCCGAAACGUCGAUAUUUGAUAUUUUGCACGAUUUCUUCUAUCACACGAAUCGUCAAGUUUGCAAUGCUGCGCUCGAGGUUUACGUGAGGCGCGCCUACACAUCCUACGAGCUCACUUGCUUGCAACAUUUGGAAUUGUCAGGUGGGCUGCCACUUGUACACUUUCAGUUUUUGCUGCCUACCGCUCAUCCUAACAGACUAUUCCCCCGCAUGGUGCAAGACAGCGGUGAGCCUGUGACCAAAGUACUUGGCUCAUCCUUCAUGCGUACCGGCUGCAUGGCUGCCUUCGGCUCAUUCGAACAUUUCGAAAUGCAUUCGGAUGAAAUUUUGGAUUUGUUAGAGGAUUAUGCAUCGCCUGCCUUUGUGAGCGCUAAGAUUUUGGAAGCCGUCGAAGCCGUCGAUUCCAUUUCCGACGGGCGUUGUAGCACCUCCAUCAAUGUCUCCCUUUCGGACCCCGUUACACGCGCAAAUGCUGUGGAAGAGGCCAAGUCUACCGAACCCAUACACAUCGUAAGUGUCGCAGUGCGGGACAAUGGCGAUAUGGACGAUGUACAAAUGGCGCACAUUUUUGGUAGUUUUUGUAAACUUCACCGUGAUGAACUCUUCCAGCGCCGCAUACGUCGCAUCACAUUUGCAGCAUUGAAGAAACGUCAAUUCCCUAAGUUCUUCACAUACCGCGCACGCGACAAUUUCGAAGAAGAUAGAAUAUACCGCCACUUGGAGCCAGCAUGUGCUUUCCAACUUGAACUUAAUCGCAUGAAAUCCUAUGAAUUGGAAGCCUUACCAACAGCAAAUCAAAAAAUGCACCUCUAUCUGGGUAGAGCCAAGGGUACGAAGGGCAAAGAAGUCACCGACUAUCGUUUCUUCAUACGUUCCAUUAUUCGACAUUCGGAUCUCAUCACCAAAGAGGCUUCAUUCGAAUAUCUACAAAACGAAGGGGAACGCGUGUUACUCGAAUCAAUGGACGAAUUGGAAGUGGCCUUCUCGCAUCCGCAUGCCAAGCGCACAGAUUGUAAUCAUAUUUUCCUAAACUUCGUGCCAACUGUUAUAAUGGAUCCAGCUAAGAUUGAGGAAUCUGUCACCAAAAUGAUAAUGCGCUACGGUCCACGUCUGUGGAAAUUACGUGUGCUGCAAGCUGAGUUGAAAAUGCUGAUCCGACAGUCACCACAAGCGCCAACGCAGGCCAUACGCUUGUGCAUAGCCAAUGACUCCGGCUACUUCUUAGAUAUUGCUAUGUACACGGAAGUCACGGAUCCAGAGACGGGAAUUAUUAAGUUUAAGGCGUAUGGCGAAAAACUGGGCUCACUUCAUGGUCAUCCAAUUUCCACGCCCUACAUGACCAAAGAUUUUCUGCAACAGAAACGUUUCCAGGCACAACAAAACGGCACAACAUAUGUAUACGAUAUACCCGACAUGUUCCGUCAAAUGACAGAGCGUCACUGGAAGGAGUACUCGAAAGCACGUCCCACCAUCGACAUAAGAAUACCGGAAAAAAUUUUAAUUGAAUGCAUGGAGCUAGUGUUGGAUGAUGAUAAUCUCAUUGAGAUGCAGCGUUUACCUGGCGAGAAUAAUUGUGGUAUGGUUGCCUGGCGCAUUGUGCUGGCCACUCCCGAGUACCCAGAUGGACGAGAAAUUAUAGUGAUUGCCAACGACUUGACUUAUAUGAUUGGUUCGUUUGGUAUCAAAGAAGAUGUGGUCUAUAAUAAAGCGUCGCAGUUGGCGCGCAGCAGAAAAGUGCCUAGGAUUUACAUUUCGGUGAAUAGUGGUGCGCGUAUCGGUCUCGCAGAGGAGGUGAAAUCAAUGUUCAAGGUAGCAUGGGAAGAUCCCGAAGAGCCAGACAAGGGUUUUAAGUAUAUUUAUUUGACCACGGAGGAUUACAGCAAAAUUGCUAAUUUGAAUUCGGUGCGUGCAAUACUCAUCGAAGAUGAGGGCGAACCACGUUAUAAGAUUACCGACAUCAUUGGCAAAGAAGAUGGCUUGGGUGUAGAGAAUUUGCGCUAUGCCGGUUUGAUUGCCGGUGAAACAUCGCAGGCGUAUAACGAAAUUGUCACCAUGUCUAUGGUGACUUGCCGUACCAUUGGUAUCGGUUCGUAUGUUGUGCGUUUGGGUCAGCGUGUCAUACAGAUUGACAAUUCGCACAUUAUUCUAACUGGUUAUGCAGCACUGAAUAAGCUACUUGGACGCAAGGUAUACGCUUCCAACAGCCAAUUAGGUGGUGUACAAAUUAUGUACAACAAUGGUGUCACACAUAAGACUGAAGCUUUUGAUCUCGACGGUGUGUAUACUCUUCUUCAAUGGCUCUCAUACAUUCCAGCAUACAUCGGCUGUGAUGUACCGAUUGUAUUGCCAAACGAUCGCAUCGAUCGUUCAGUAGAUUUUAUGCCAACGAAAUCGCCAUAUGAUCCUAGGUGGAUGCUGGGUGGUCGCGUGAAUCCCGCCAAUUCAAGUGAAUGGGAAAAUGGUUUCUUUGAUCGUGACAGCUGGGCAGAAAUUAUGCAGCCAUGGGCGAAAACCGUUGUCACAGGUCGGGCUCGUCUAGGCGGCGUACCAGUUGGUGUCAUUGCUGUUGAAACGCGCACAGUUGAGGUCGAAUUGCCCGCCGAUCCUGCUAACUUAGACUCUGAAGCGAAGACACUUCAACAAGCCGGACAAGUCUGGUAUCCAGAUUCUUCUUAUAAGACAGCACAGGCUAUUAAAGACUUUGGCCGCGAGGAACUCCCAUUGAUAAUAUUUGCAAAUUGGCGUGGUUUCUCCGGCGGUAUGAAGGACAUGUAUGAGCAGAUUAUUAAAUUUGGCGCGUACAUUGUGGAUGGUUUGCGCGAAUACAAAAAACCAAUUAUUAUAUAUCUGCCACCAAAUGCCGAGCUGCGUGGUGGCGCCUGGGCUGUCUUGGAUUCGCUAAUUAACCCACGCUAUAUGGAAACCUAUGCCGAUCCAGAGGCACGCGGUGGUGUGUUGGAGCCAGAGGGUAUUGUCGAAAUCAAGUACAAAGAAAAAGAUUUACUAAAGACGAUAAAUCGCUUGGAUACAACGACAAUUGUGCUCCAAAAAGAACUGGAAGAACUAAAUACUGCUGGUGACAAAAUCAAAGCCGCUUUAAUUGAAGAAAAACUAAAGACACGCAUCUCGCAACUCAUGCACGUGUAUCACACAGUGGCAGUACAUUUUGCCGAUCUACACGACACGCCUGAACGAAUGCUGGAGAAGGAAUGUAUAAGCGAGAUUAUACCAUGGCGCGAUUCUCGACGUUUACUGUACUGGCGUCUGCGUCGUUUGCUACUGGAAGAUGUGUUUAUUAAGAAAAUAAUAAGAGCACAGGAAAGCCUUUCGGUGGGACAAGCAAAACAAAUGUUGCGUCGGUGGUUGGUUGAAGAUCGAGGCGCCACGGAUUCGUAUAUUUGGGAUAAAAACGAGGAGAUGGUGCAUUGGUAUGAAGAACAAAAACGGCCAGACUCUGUUGUUACAAAGAACAUAAAUGCCGUUAAGCAAGAUGCGAUUAUCUCGAAAAUUAACGAAAUGCUUGAGGAUUGCCCCCAUGUUGCUUUGGAUGCUGUGGUAAGCAUAUGCCAAGGCCUGACACCAAUGAAUCGUGGUGCAGUAGUACGUACUCUGGCACAAUUAGAUCUGAAUGAAGACACGACGGCAUCGAAUACGCAAGGAUGAUAUCGCGUAUAUUAGAGCGUUAGGGAAAACGCUUACUUGCGUAGAUUCUAGUUUAGUAAAACUGUAAAUAAUUUAGGGAGCACAAACUGAGCGGGUACCUUCUCGUCAUUGCUUGGUCAUCCACACUACAUAUAUGAAUACGCAAGUUGUUUUAAUUUAGUUUAUAACGCACGUUUGCUUUAUUAAAAAUGAAAUAGUUAAUGAAAAACCUAAAUGCAUCUUACGAAAUAUUGUUUAUGCAUUUCCUGCUCAUAAAUAUCAUAAGGAAAAGAAAAGGAGCAGCAGUACAUAUGUAGUUAUGUACAUAACUAUGACUAGUUGAAAGUUUCUUUAGAUUUGUUUGAUAAUAUAUAAAACAGUGCAUCGGUGUUCAAACUACGUUUGAUAUAUAAUUAAUUUAAUAGCACAUUUUUGAAUUGUUAAAAGAAAGAAUCAUUAAACAACUAUUUAGUAAUAAAAACUUUCAAAUACAUUCAUACAAAUAUACAAUAAAAUAUUUAGCUGUGUAACAAGUGUGAAUUAUCGAACAAAAGUGGAUGUAUCUAUUGUAAAUUUGCUAUUUUAAUGUAUCCACAGCCAAUAAGAUUAUAUCUAGCCUAAGGCUGGUGUAUCAAGUAAAUGAAAAUAUAAAAUUGAAA